AUGCAAUCUUCAGAUCCAGGACAUCUGUUUCAAACUACCACUCAAAUCAAACAAGCUGCUGAAAGAGAAAAGAAAUUCAAAGCAGCUGAACAAAUAGGUAAUCCAAUAAACGUUUCUAGUAAAGUACUGGAUUUAGUUGUUAGGGGCCAAGAAGGUUGGACAGGUGAAAGUGGUUUUUUAUCUCGAAGAUUAGACUUGAGAUCUGGCAAAACGAUCAAAUUGUAUAAAAGUCAUUCGGGUCCAGUAACCAGUGUAGCCUUACACGAAAUCAAAAAUGAGGAUGGUACGAAAUGGUUGGCUUUGUUCACUGGAUCAUGGGAUAAGACCAUAAAAAUAUGGAAUGCAGAUUCAGGCGAAUUAUUGUUCACUUUAGAAGGACAUACUGAUUUCCUUAAAUCGCUCUUGAUACUACCUCUUUCAUCACCAUUAUUACUUUCUACAUCAUCAGAUCGUACCAUACGAAUAUGGGAUUUAUCUUCACUUUCCACAUCCACCAAAACAUCUCCAAGAUCCAUCCAAAAUAUCAAAGAACAUACGAGACCCGUCGAAUGUUCGAUACUGAAAUUGCACCUGGAUGGGAAUGGCAGAUCGACAGGUGGAAUGGAUGUUUGGACAGGUGAUUCAUUGGGAUUAAUCAAGAAAUGGGAAAUAAACGAAAGUGAAAGGAAAUUGAAAUGGAAAGAAGAUAUACUGGGUCAUGAUACUAGCGUUUCUCAACUGGCACUUACAGAUGAUGGACUAUGGAGUGUAUCAAUGGAUAAAUCAGCUAUAUUUCACCCUUUCGUACCUUCUUCCUCUUCGUCUUCAUCAUCUCCAAAACCCACAAUAACACAUCCAUCAUACGUCAAAUCGGUGUUGCCUAUUCCAGAAGAAUUCGAAUUACCUCGUUCACUAUUAUUGACAGGAUCAGAAGAUGAACAUAUCAGGAUAUUUGAUCACGAGUCUAUACUAGAUAUCACCUCUACUUCUGAUGCCAAUGCUGGGAAAUUGUAUGGGAUGAUACAAGGUCAUUGUGGGGAAGUAAGCGUAUUGAGAGUUUGGUGGAGUGACGGGAAUGGGAUUGAAAGUGGUUGGUAUGUAAUUUCAGGUGGAUUAGACUCAACACUCAGAAGAUGGGGUGUAAAAGAUAUACUUAAUCCACCUGUGUUGAAUUACGAACCUGAAGAAGUGAAAGAAUCAUCUGGAAUGACAGAGGAGGAAGAAAGGGAAUUGGCGGAAUUGAUGUCUGAUGAAGAUUGA
Messenger RNA from Kwoniella shivajii, 1239 nucleotides. RefSeq lists its product as uncharacterized. Lineage: Eukaryota; Fungi; Basidiomycota; Tremellomycetes; Tremellales; Cryptococcaceae. The record is from RefSeq and is a predicted model, not a curated record. The transcript is spliced from 5 exons. Bases 1 to 1239 code for a protein of 412 amino acids. Gene Ontology annotation, molecular function: protein binding.